Messenger RNA from Poecile atricapillus (Black-capped chickadee), 2570 nucleotides. RefSeq names its product armadillo repeat containing 6 (gene ARMC6). NCBI's taxonomy places the organism in Eukaryota, Metazoa, Chordata, Aves, Passeriformes, Paridae. Bases 210 to 1610 code for a protein of 466 amino acids. The transcript is spliced from 8 exons. Gene Ontology annotation, biological process: hematopoietic progenitor cell differentiation. The record is from RefSeq and is a predicted model, not a curated record. Gene Ontology annotation, molecular function: protein binding.
CGCCUACGGCGGCCGAGUGGGGCCGUUCCGCCCUCGCCUUUUGUCCGGCGGGGGCGGCCGGCGGGAGCCCAGAGCUCCGAGCUUUUGUCUUGAGGAGGAACGAGCCCCUUGCUUUGCUUCUGGUUGGCGCGAGGAGGUUUUACACCAAAAUCAGCUGUGGUUUCUCUGAACAGCAGGACACGGCGGAGCAUCCAUCCCAUCCCGGGAAAAUGGGGUCCAAACAGAUCGCCCAGGAAACGUUUGACGAUGCGGUGCAGGAGAACAUCACCGAGUUCGAGAUGGAUCCAGAGGAGGCCGUCAGAGAAGCCGUGCAGCAGUUCGAGUCCCAAGGCGUGGACCUGAGCAAUAUUGUGAAAGCUGUGCGACCUGCCUCUGAGAACGGGCAGAGACAGAAGCAUCAAAUCCUGCUGACCCUGGACUCCCUGGGCAGAGCCGUGGCCGAGCCGGACGUGGCCGAGCUGCCCGGGCAGCUCUCGGCGCUGGCGGCGCAGUGCAAGGAGCAGCUGGCCUUCCGCUACCUGGCCGGCCAGAACGGCGCCUACCCCGUGGUGUUCUCCGCCUGCCAGCUGGCUGCAGGAGACAGGGAUUUACUGCUCCAAGCCUUCUCCACGCUCUCUGCCCUGCUGGAUGGGCAGCCAGACCUGCUGGAUGCCGCCGGGCAGGAGCUGCUGCUGCAGAGCCUGCGGGAGCGGCGGGAGGACGCGGAGAUGACGCUGGCCGGGAUCCGCUGCGUCCGGCACGCCUGCCUCAAGCACGAGCAGAACAGGCAGGACUUUGUCAAGGGUGGGAUCCUCCCUCUGCUCACUGGAGCCAUCAUCCAGCACGGGGACAGCGCUGACGUGGUCAGGACGGCGGCCUCGGCCCUCAGGGUGAUGACGUUCGACGAUGACAUCCGCGUGCCCUUCGGUCACGCCCACGAUCACGCCAAGAUGAUUGUCCUGGAGAACGAUGGCUUGAGGGUCCUCAUUGAAGCUGCAAAAGCCUUCACGGAUAACUCGGGGGUUCUCAGCGAGCUCUGUGCCACCCUCUCUCGCCUCUCGGUCAGGAAUGAGUUCUGCCAGGAAAUUGUGGACCUCGGGGGAUUGAAUUUCAUGGUGACUCUGCUGGCUGACUGCAUGGAGCACCCGGACGUGGUGAAGCAGGUGCUCAGCGCCAUCCGCGCCGUGGCCGGCAACGACGACGUCAAGGAUGCCAUCGUGGACGCCGGGGCCACCGACCUCAUCGUGCUGGCCAUCAGCCAGCACCUGGCCAACCCUCAGAUCUGUGAGCAGGGCUGCGCUGCCCUGUGCGUGCUGGCCCUGCGCAAGCCCGAGAACUGCAGCGUCAUCAUGGAGGGCGGCGGGGCCUUGGCAGCUCUGCAGGCCAUGAAGGCUCACCCACGAGAGGUGGCUGUCCAGAAACAGGCCUGCAUGCUGAUCCGCAACCUGGUGUCCCGCAGCCGGGACUUUUCCCAGCCCAUCCUGGAGAUGGGAGCCGAGAACCUGAUCACGGAGGCUCGGGCCGCGCACAGGGACUGCGACGACGUGGCCAGGGCUGCCCUCAGGGACCUGGGCUGCAAAGUGGAGCUGCGGGAGCUGUGGACGGGCCAGAAGGGGAGCCUGGCUCAGUGAACCCUCGUUUCACCAAGCAGGGAAGAUCCAAGGCGUUCUCUGCCCCCCCGGAAUCCCGCGGGAAGAGCGACCGGCGUGGAAUAUCCGAGGCUCGGGAAGCUGCAGGGAACGUGUUUUUCUCCUCGGGAGCUCCAGCUGAAAUGGCUUUCUGCAUCCACAGGCUGCAAAAUCAACUCUGUGUAGUGGUCAUUGCCUGGAUCAUCUCACGGCUGAGGAUGAUCUGCUCCCCCCUGGCGUGCAGGACGGGGCUGUUCCCCCUGCUCUGAUCCCCGUGCUGGCAGCAGCAGCGGCUCUCUCCUCCUGCCCAGAGUUUGGCUGCUGCUUCCCAGUUUGUCACCCUGCUCAGGGGCUGGAUGAGGAGGAAUCCCAGCGUUUGUGAAUGUGCUCUCUCUGUUCCUUUGUUCUUUUACUGCUCACCCCACUCUUGCGUCGCUGCUUUCUUUGGGAUUUUUUUUUUUCCCCUGCCGGCGUAACGUUUGAAACGAAAAGAAAAACACACACAAAAAAAAUAAAGCAGAGUAAGGAUUUGGGAUAAUGUCCAAAGGAACUGUUGGCAUCCAGGAGGAAAGUUCAUGUUCUCCCUCGGUGAGAGGAGCAGGGCAGGGACUGGCAGUGGGGGUGGGAAUUCCAAAGUGGGGCCAAGCUGGCAGUGGUUCCACGCUGCAGGAAGCGCUGGGAAUCCCAGGCUUUGUCAACUCCUAGCACUUCCCUGGAUCCAGGAAUGCUUUAAUUGUAGUGAAGAGGCCAAGAACCUCACGGACUGAGGCAAAACUGUGGAUUUUUGGGCAAAGCAGGCCCCAGAAAGGCUCUGAAGUCUCAGCUAAAGGCUUUUGUGCCAGCCCUGCUCUGGUGCUGAGCCUUCCUCCUGCGCCGCCGCCGCUGUUUUUGUGAGUGGAUGUUUUUAAAUGUGUUAUUCUCUGUAGAAAUGGUGACCUUAUAAAACAUACAAACCUUCCAUGG